AUGGGGAACGAGGCGGAAACCAUCAGGUCUCCUGUUGACCCUGAGCGCCAGGACCUGCCUAGUCACCUCCCAGGAUCCAAAGGCCACGAGCAGGAUCCGAUUGCGCCACCUGCGUUUUCGACUGGCUCGGGCGGUAUCGUCGAAAAGGAAGAGGCCGAAUUGAUCAACUUCAAGACACUACACUGGCUACAAGGAGGGAUCGUUCUCGUCGCUGAGACGGUCUCCCUAGGAAUUCUCUCACUCCCAUCUGUUCUGGCCACCCUCGGACUUGUCCCUGGAGUCAUUCUGAUCUGCGUCAUCAGCGCUCUGGCUACCUACUCUGGUCUCCUACUCGCCGACUUCCGGAAAGAGUAUCCCUUCGUCCAGCACUUUGGCGAUGCGGUUGAGCUGAUCGGUAGACCCAUUGGUAUGGGUGGCAUUUUUCGAGAGGUCUUUGGAUGGGCUCAGACUAUUUUGCAAGUUUUCCUCAUGGGAGGCCACAUUCUCAUGUGGACCAUUUGCAUGAACACCCUCACGAACAGUACAACAUGUACCGUUGUCUGGGCUGCAGUCGGAAUGUUGGUUUUCUGGGUCUUUAACGUCCCCAGGACCUUGAAGUGGACGAGUUGGAUGUCAGCAACGUCUUGCGUGUCUAUUGUGGUGGCUGUUCUCAUCACUGUGAUUGACGUCGCCAUCGAGAAGCCCAUUGGCAGUGGGUCAAUUGACGUCUUCAAAUCUCUCGGCUUUUCUCCUGCUUUUCUGGCUGUAACCAACAUCGCCGGCGCAUUCUCAAGCCAUUCCAUCUUCUUCAGUGUCAUUGCCGAAUUCAAGAACCCCGAUGACUGGCCCAAAGCACUGGCUUUCCUUCAGAUCACAGAUACAACCCUCUACAUUAUUGCUGCCGUCAUCAUCUACGUUUACGUGGGCCCCGAUGUUCCCUCUCCCGCGUUGUCUGCAGCAGGCAGCGCAACCAUCAGAAAAGCGAUUUGGGGUGUUGCGAUUCCCACAAUCGCCAUUGCCGCCGUCAUUUACGCUCACGUCGCAUCGCAGUACGUCUUUACGCGUAUCUUUGGCAAUACCAAGCACGUCGUGAGAAGAACAAGAGUGUCAACCAUUUCAUGGCUUCUCAUUACGCUGUGUAUCUGGGGCAUUGGCAUGGUGAUUUCCGAGUCCAUCCCCGUCUUCAACGAUUUGCUGGGUCUCGUUUCUGCUGCCUUUGCAAGUUGGUUUUCGUUUGGACUACCAGGAAUUUUCUGGCUUUGGAUGCAUAAAGGCAAUUGGUUCUCAACCUGGCAACAGAAGUGUCGGUUUGCGGGAUCCUCACUGCUUUUGCUGGUGGGAAUCCUGCUUUGUGUACUUGGAUUGUGGGUCUCAAUUGAUUCAAUCGCCAAAGGGGGAUCUGCUGCAAAGCCUUGGACAUGCGCCAGCAAUGCUGCAGCGUGA
Messenger RNA from Colletotrichum orchidophilum, 1422 nucleotides. RefSeq names its product transmembrane amino acid transporter. The coding region runs from base 1 to 1422 and encodes 473 amino acids. Gene Ontology annotation, molecular function: amino acid transmembrane transporter activity. The transcript has 4 exons. NCBI's taxonomy places the organism in Eukaryota, Fungi, Ascomycota, Sordariomycetes, Glomerellales, Glomerellaceae. Gene Ontology annotation, biological process: amino acid transmembrane transport. Gene Ontology annotation, cellular component: vacuolar membrane. The record is from RefSeq and is a predicted model, not a curated record.